Haliotis rufescens (red abalone) is the source of this 856-nucleotide messenger RNA. RefSeq lists its product as uncharacterized. The transcript is spliced from 5 exons. Lineage: Eukaryota; Metazoa; Mollusca; Gastropoda; Lepetellida; Haliotidae. The record is from RefSeq and is a predicted model, not a curated record. Bases 36 to 749 code for a protein of 237 amino acids.
CAGUCGACGGAGUCGUCUUUCCGAGGCUACACUGCAUGCCACAUCUCAGAGACGCAGCCAUGAAGUUGUGUUGGUUUCUUGUGUUGGGUGCCACCAUGUACCACUGUGGUUCAUGCGACAAGAGGGGAGUUUCUAAACAACUCUUCUUUGUCGACAUUGUGGCCCCUCCAGCUGACAUCAGGUCCACCAUGACGACGCUUAAUAACACCUUGUAUGGUGUCCAGGGUGUCACAGUUGAACAAGCCUUCAAGGUCGUUGGCGAACCACGGGUUGUAGCCAUUCUCAAGUUUCAAGCUCUGUGCGACUGGAGACCAUUGGAAGAAGCCCUGCUGGCAGCCAAUCUCAAGAUCAAUGUGAAGUCGGUAUAUGGAGAGAUGAAUCUGGCAGCCGAUCUGAAGAUCAACAAAGACCUUCUUGAACGGGCCCCAGAGCCUGCGAACAUUCACGGGGAGUUCAUUUACCUCGUGCAUCUCCGACUCACAAUGGGAGGGCAAACCGGUUCCUCGUACGGAGAGGAACUCCGCAAUCUCAUGGUGCACACUUUAAGACGUCGAGUUACUGGUGUACACUAUUUGAACUACAACGUGUUGGGUGAAUUCCCAAUCCAGAUGCUGUAUUUUGCUGUACAUCAUCCGAGAACUGUUGAGAUGACAACGUGGCGAUACAACAAUGGGCCACUCGAGAUGACGAACUCCGUAACCCGGAUUGAGCAUCUCCAGGAUUACAUCCAGAACAAUUACUGUAACUAAAUUAGCCAUGUCUGACCUUUGCCUCAGUAAAACCACAUGGUCGCCACCUUGUCUUAAACAAAGUGUGAAACAUUAAAUAAAUUAUUUGCAUCUGAAAAUACGAAAAA